This is a messenger RNA of Daldinia loculata, 2235 nucleotides long. Its product is annotated as PCI-domain-containing protein. Gene Ontology annotation, molecular function: structural molecule activity. Gene Ontology annotation, cellular component: proteasome regulatory particle, lid subcomplex. Gene Ontology annotation, biological process: ubiquitin-dependent protein catabolic process. The coding region runs from base 250 to 1518 and encodes 422 amino acids. NCBI's taxonomy places the organism in Eukaryota, Fungi, Ascomycota, Sordariomycetes, Xylariales, Hypoxylaceae. The transcript is spliced from 3 exons. The record is from RefSeq and is a predicted model, not a curated record.
GCUGGAGCUGCAGUGGGAAACAGCGGGCGAGUUGAGUUGAGUUGAGUUUCCGAGCUUCAGUUUGUACCGGUUUGUACGUACCCUUUUCAAUAAUUCCUGCUCAUUUGAACAAUUGAACAACGUCCUUUACUACUUCUGUAUCAACUGUUCUAUACCAAUUCGAACCCACAAUCCGACACUCGAGAGUCCCCUUACCUUACUAUAAUUCGAGUUAAUCUCAACUUGCAUCUCGAGCACACGCCGGUCAAUAUGGCUUCGCAGAAGCCGUCUGUGAAGGAAGCGCAAUCGCUUGCCAGCUCCGACCCGCGAAAAGCUGAAGCUAUCUACAAAGACAUCAUAUCCAAACCUCCCUCUGUUACUUCAGAUGCAGCAAUAAAGGAAUACGAGUCCGCCUUGAUAAGUCUAGGAGAGCUGUACCGGGAUGAGAAGAAACCCAAGGAACUCGUCGACCUUAUUACCACGAGCAGAACCGUCCUUUCGAGCUUCGCAAAGGCUAAGACGGCCAAGUUGGUCCGUCAGCUGCUCGAUCUCUUCGAAGCCAUCCCAAACACAACCGACAUCCAGAUCGCCGUCACCAAGUCAUGUAUAGAAUGGGCCACCUCCGAGAGGCGGAGCUUCCUACGCCAGAACCUCGAGACCAGACUCGUUACCCUGUAUAUGGCUAAGCAAGCAUACUACGAUGCCCUUACCCUUAUCAACGGUCUCUUGCGGGAGCUGAAGCGUCUGGACGAUAAGUUAGUAUUGGUAGAGGUUCAACUAUUGGAAUCUAGAGUAUACCAUGCCCUCGGCAACAACUCCAAGGCUCGUGCCGCUCUCACCAGCGCGAGGACGAGCGCCGCCUCGGUUUACACGCCUCCCUUACUCCAAGCGAACCUAGACAUGCAGUCGGGUAUGCUACACACCAUGGACCAGGACUUCAACACGGCCUUCUCUUACUUCAUCGAGGCACUUGACGGCUACCACACGCAGGACGAGCCAGCUAAGGCCACCGCCGCGCUGCAGUACAUGCUGCUCUGCAAGAUUAUGCUUAACCUCGUCGACGACGUCAACAACCUGAUGGCGUCCAAGCAGGCGCAGAAGUACGCGGGCCAGAACCUCGAGGCCAUGAAGGCUAUCGCGCGCGCGCACUCGAACCGGUCUCUGGAAGAAUACGAACGUGCCCUGUCCACGUACCGCUACGAGCUCGGCAGCGACGCCUUCAUCCGCAACCACCUGCGUCGCCUCUACGACGCUAUGCUCGAGCAGAACCUGAUCAAGGUCAUUGAGCCCUUUAGCCGCGUCGAGAUCGCCCACAUCGCUAAGAUGGUCGGCCUCGACACUCAGCAGGUUGAGCGCAAGCUCUCCCAGAUGAUCCUCGACAAGGUGAUCAUCGGUGUGCUUGACCAGGGCGCCGGGUGCUUGAUUAUUUUCGACGAGACGCAGCGUGAUGAGUCUUACGAUGCGGCUCUCCAGACCAUUGAAAAGCUGAGCAAUGUCGUGGAUGUCCUGUACACGAACCAGGCUUCGAUGCUGGAGUAGACCUGUGAAGGGAGAGGUUUUACGAAUGUGAAUUAGGCAAAUAAGAAAGUCUUCUUCGUGCAUCUAACGCCGAAGGAGGCGAAUGAAAGCUCGGCCGGUGUAAUAUUACUAGGUAGAGAAAGUAUUAGGCCAAGGCCCCGGCGUCGAUGAAGACGGCGUUGCGGCUUCUCUGGCACUCGUACAUAUAUCAACAUGAACUUGUGUCAAUUUACGUGUAUGCGUGCUGUCUGUCUUAUCACUCGCCUUAUUGUUUUCUUCGCCCCUUGGUAACACUGGAAUAUUCGAAGAUAAUCUUGGUCAACCUUGCUUUUCCAUAAACGUAGCAGAUAUGUAUAGAUACGUAAGGUAAAUGUCCAAUUACGAGGUGCAAUGAAGAUGAAUAGAAGGGUAUCUAAUUAAUACAAUCUCACUGCCUAUACAUUUGCCAAUCCUCCUUUUCCGCAUCCUAACGCCUCCCGAAUGCAAGUAUAUGGUAUAGCAUGUAUGCUUGCCCGCCCGUCCGCCUGCCUGCCUGCCUGGGCCUAGAACGCCGGCUAUGCAUACAUACAUCCAAGGUUGGGCUAUGUACAGAGAUAAACCAACGGUAUAAGAGGUAAGUAAUAAUACUCCGCCAAUGUGAUGUGAUGCGAUAUGAUGCGAUGCGAUGCGAUGCGAUGCGAUCUAACAUGCUCGCCCCCCUGAGAUAAAGUAACCAGACCGGACCAAGUGCUAAUCCCA